ACUUUUCUCACAAAACCUCCCUCUUCUUCUACCCGACAAAUUUCAAAGCUUUCGUUCUCACUCGACUCAAUCCUAGAGAUCCCGAUGGCGCCCAAAGCAGAGAAGAAGCCCGCCGAGAAGAAGCCAGCAGAGGAGAAGAAAUCCGCCGCCGUCGCCGAGAAGGCCCCGGCGGAGAAGAAGCCCAAGGCCGGCAAGAAGCUCCCCAAAGAGGCCGGCGCUGGCGACAAGAAAAAGAAGAGGUCGAAGAAGAGCGUGGAGACGUACAAGAUCUACAUAUUCAAGGUGCUGAAGCAGGUCCACCCGGACAUCGGCAUCUCCAGCAAGGCCAUGGGCAUCAUGAACAGCUUCAUCAACGACAUCUUCGAGAAGCUCGCCCAGGAGUCCUCCCGCCUCGCCAGGUACAACAAGAAGCCGACGAUCACCUCCCGGGAGAUCCAGACAGCCGUCCGGCUCGUCCUCCCUGGCGAGCUCGCCAAGCACGCUGUCUCCGAGGGUACCAAGGCCGUGACCAAAUUUACCAGUUCCUAGAGCGUCUGUGAUGUUGUGGAAUUUCGUGCGGACACGAAAAAAUAGAUUUUUUUUUUGGGGGGGUGGCUCUGUCGUCUUUUGAUAUGUGGCGAUGGUUUUGGGGUGUAGUGGGUAGUGGGUCACUGACUCGUGAGAUGUAAAGUAGUGACUUCAUUGAAGCAAUGGUGGGUUUACUUUUGAAUGGAGUAUAUGUUUCGCUAA
This is a messenger RNA of Rhodamnia argentea, 729 nucleotides long. Its product is annotated as probable histone H2B.1. Gene Ontology annotation, molecular function: structural constituent of chromatin; protein heterodimerization activity; DNA binding. Gene Ontology annotation, cellular component: nucleosome. The transcript has a single exon. Bases 85 to 528 code for a protein of 147 amino acids. Gene Ontology annotation, biological process: nucleosome assembly. The record is from RefSeq and is a predicted model, not a curated record. Lineage: Eukaryota; Viridiplantae; Streptophyta; Magnoliopsida; Myrtales; Myrtaceae.